Messenger RNA from Daphnia pulicaria, 773 nucleotides. RefSeq lists its product as uncharacterized. The coding region runs from base 73 to 561 and encodes 162 amino acids. Lineage: Eukaryota; Metazoa; Arthropoda; Branchiopoda; Diplostraca; Daphniidae. The transcript has 3 exons. The record is from RefSeq and is a predicted model, not a curated record.
AAGGAAAAACCUUGAGGAGAAUUGACAGAUCAAACGCCCCGCGGCAAGGAGAUGGGACGCUAACCAGCCAAGAUGAAUCUUCUUGGAAAAUUUGUCUUCUUUCUCGUCAUCCUCUCUUCGAUAAAUGAAAUCGUAGAGAGUGCUCCCGGUCGUGGAGGAGGUGGAGGCCGUGGGGGAGGAAGUGGAAAAAGCAAUAGCUCAACAGGAGGAAAACGUUCCGGAUAUAUUCUCCAUGGAGGGCUUUAUCCAGUAAGCCGAACUGCUAAGGAAGCACCAGUUAAGACUCCAGUUUACAAAGGAAUUGGUGCUUGGGGUAUAAUUGGAAUCGUCCUUGCAGUUUUGGGGUUGUGUGUUGGAAUGUAUUACGCCUUGUAUCUCUGUGACUUGUAUCAAAGAACAGACAACUAUUCCUCAAAUUUGGCUGCUCAAACUCCUCACUUGAUGACAGAAAAACCUAGACCAGAAGAGAAUGGAAAUGGAAAUAUUCCAAUGACAGACAAGAAUGAACUUGCCAAGACUAGCUCUAUGAAAACUGGACUCAACAGUGAAGUCUUCCUUUAAAAUGCCUUUCUUUCCAUUUUCAUAUUGAUUUGAAGGUUGUCAUGGUCUCUAUAAACUUGUGUUGUCUUCUACCUUUUUUUAUUCUAGACUAUCAGUUCCCAUUUCUCAGUUAAUAUUCCUAUACUGUGACUUUUGCAGUGCUCUUUCCAUGUGUCUUUUCUUGCUCAUCUCUUUUUAUACAGUUGAUCAACAUACGUUUUUUUAGUAAUUAA